AUGUUGCAACGACUUAAUUAUUUGGAGCAGCAAUCUCGAUUCAAUAAUUUGGAGCUUCAUUGUUUGCCUGAAAACAAACAUGAAAACUUAUACUCGACUGUCAAACAGCUGGGAAUUGUAAUUGGUUGUGAGUUAAAAGAUGAAGAUAUACUUCACUGUACCCGGAUAGCUAAAAUGAGUUCUAGCAACACUCGUCCUCGAUCUAUCGUAAUCCAAUUGGCUUCUCCUAAAGUACGUGAUCAGAUUUUGGCUGCAUUUAUCAGCUUCAAUAAAUCAACUAGUGAACUGUUUGAUAACAGAUACGUGAGUCAAGUACUUCUGUGCAAAUUGGAUCUGAUGUGA
This is a messenger RNA of Parnassius apollo (apollo), 342 nucleotides long. Lineage: Eukaryota; Metazoa; Arthropoda; Insecta; Lepidoptera; Papilionidae. The record is from the annotation of a GenBank genome assembly.